Sus scrofa (pig) is the source of this 1603-nucleotide messenger RNA. RefSeq names its product olfactory receptor 13J1-like. Gene Ontology annotation, biological process: G protein-coupled receptor signaling pathway. Gene Ontology annotation, molecular function: olfactory receptor activity; G protein-coupled receptor activity. Gene Ontology annotation, cellular component: membrane. Lineage: Eukaryota; Metazoa; Chordata; Mammalia; Artiodactyla; Suidae. The record is from RefSeq and is a predicted model, not a curated record.
AUGGAGCUGGCCAAUUGGACCGAGGUCUCCGCGUUCUUUCUGAAAGGGUUUUCUGGAUACCCAGCCCUGGAGCACCUGCUCUUCCCUCUGUGCUCAGCCAUGUACCUGGUGACCCUGCUGGGGAACGCGGCCAUCGUGGCGGUGAGCGUGCUGGAUGCUCACCUGCACACACCCAUGUACUUCUUCCUGGGCAACCUCUCCAUCCUGGACAUCUGCUUCACAUCCUCCUUUGUGCCCCUGAUGCUCGUCCACCUCCUGUCGGUCCAGAAGACCAUCUCCUUCAUCGGCUGCGCCAUCCAGAUGUGUCUGGGCCUCUCCACGGGCUCCACGGAGUGUGUGCUGCUCGCCGUCAUGGCCUACGAUCGCUACCUGGCCAUCUGCCAGCCACUCAGGUACCCCGUGCUUAUGAGCCACCGGCUCUGCUUGCUGCUGGCAGGGGCCGCCUGGGUCCUCUGUCUCUUGAAGUCAGUGGCUGAGACAAUCAUCACCAUGAGGCUGCCCUUCUGUGGCCACCACGUGGUCAGUCACUUCAGCUGCGAGAUCCUGGCAGUGCUGAAGCUGGCGUGCAGUGACACAUCAGUCAACGAGGGCUUCCUGCUGGUGGAUGCCAUCCUGCUGCUGCCUGUGCCCCUGGCAUUCAUCUGUCUGUCCUACAUGCUUAUCCUGGCCACCAUCCUGAGGGUGCCCUCGGCUGCUGGGCGCAAAAAGGCCUUCUCCACCUGCUCGGCCCACCUGGCCGUGGUGCUGCUUUUCUAUGGCACUUUCAUCUUGAUGUACUUAAAACCCAAGAGCAAGGACGUCCAUGUCUCGGACAAGGUCUUCACGGUCCUCUACGCGGUGGUCACGCCCAUGCUGAACCCCAUCAUCUACAGCCUGAGGAACAAGGAGGUGAAGGAGGCCGCCAGGAAGGUGUGGGGUGGGACAUGGACCUCCCGGUGAGUGCGGCCAUGGCUCCGCAAGUUAGCAGGUGAGACCUUCAUCUGCCGACAGUGAGGACAGGGGCUGUGAGUCUGGAAUCUUCAUCCCAGAAAGGCAGCACCAAGUCCCCCUGAUCCCGCCACAGAAGAGCUCGCAAUCAAUCGCCUCUGCUCCUUCCCCGCCAGUGCCCUAGGCCAGCUCCCAGCCUCACUCCCUGCAUCUUCACACCAGCACCUGGACUCACGAUUUCACUCUCGUUCCCCCCAUUCUAUCCCCCAAGGGGGAUCCGAGGGGCUCUCGUUGAAAAGUGCAGGUGAUCCUGCCACGCUCCUGACUGACACCCCUCAGUGGCUCCCCAGAGCUCUCAGGGUGAAGUGUAAGGUCUUCAGUGGGGCAAUCAAGUUCCCCCCAGGCUGGAUCUGCUGGCCCUGUCUACUGCCCUCCCUGCCCUCUGCCCCAUAGCCCCCUCCUGUCAGCCACACACACCAGCCUAGGGUGAGUGUAAGCGAGCAGGCCUCUACAGCCCCUUCCCAUGAUUGACUUCCACACAUGUCCUCCGUCUGCCCUUCGUCUGCAGAAAAAUUUUAGUCAAAGAAUAAAUUUAGGAGUUCCCCUAAUGGCUCAGCAGUAACAAACACAGCUAAUAACCAUGAGGUUGCAGGCUUGAUCCCUGGCCUUGAUCAGU